Liolophura sinensis is the source of this 4996-nucleotide messenger RNA. Its product is annotated as serine/threonine-protein kinase SIK3-like. The coding region runs from base 1 to 3723 and encodes 1240 amino acids. Gene Ontology annotation, biological process: intracellular signal transduction; protein phosphorylation; microtubule cytoskeleton organization. The record is from RefSeq and is a predicted model, not a curated record. The transcript has 15 exons. Gene Ontology annotation, cellular component: cytoplasm. Lineage: Eukaryota; Metazoa; Mollusca; Polyplacophora; Chitonida; Chitonidae. Gene Ontology annotation, molecular function: ATP binding; tau-protein kinase activity.
AUGGCGGCGGUGAAGCUGGGAGGGAAGCCUCCUGCCGCUGGUGGGGGGCCAGUUCGGGUGGGAUAUUACGAAAUGGAGAGAACGAUUGGCAAGGGAAACUUUGCCGUUGUUAAGCUGGCCUCCCACAUUGUUACUAGAACGAAGGUUGCCAUAAAAAUUAUAGACAAGACACAAUUAGAUGAGGACAAUCUUCGUAAAAUAUUCCGAGAAAUUCAGAUAAUGAAGCUUUUGAAGCACCCACAUAUCAUUAGGUUAUAUCAGGUCAUGGAGACUGAGAGAAUGUUAUAUUUAGUCACAGAGUAUGCAAGUGGAGGGGAAAUAUUUGAUCAUUUAGUAGCUCAUGGGCGUAUGAAUGAAAAAGAAGCACGGAGGAAGUUUAAACAAAUAGUGGCAGCAGUGUCCUAUUGUCACAGCCGCCGCGUUGUUCACAGGGACCUUAAGGCAGAAAACCUGCUCUUAGAUGCUAAUCUCAACAUUAAAAUAGCGGAUUUUGGUUUUAGUAAUUAUUUCACACCCGGUGAGGCCCUCAAGACAUGGUGCGGCAGUCCCCCAUAUGCUGCCCCAGAGCUGUUUGAAGGCAAGGAAUAUGAUGCCCCUAGGGUAGAUGUGUGGAGCCUGGGCGUGGUCCUCUAUGUUCUUGUCUGCGGUGCUCUUCCCUUUGAUGGCAGUACAUUACAGUCGCUCAGAUCUCGUGUCCUCUCUGGAAAGUUCAGAAUUCCAUUUUUCAUGUCAACAGAAUGUGAAGACUUGGUGCGUCACAUGCUGGUGGUAGAGCCAGAAAGGAGGCUGUCAGUGGACCAAAUCCUCAGCCACAAAUGGAUGAAGAUGGAAGGGUCUGACAGUGAGUUUGAGAGGGUUAUCGAGGAGUAUAACCGAGUCGAAGAGUUUGACUCGAUGACAGAUCUCAAUGAACGGGUGCUUCUUCACAUGGAGAAUCUGGGCAUCAGUCGUGAGAGGACAGAACAGUCGGUGAAGGAACAUUGCUAUGAUCAUCACAGUGCCAUCUAUAAUCUUUUACAAGAUAAAUUAAGGCGGCACCAGAAGUCUGGUAACAGUAAAACCCCUCCUAGCUCUAUCAUUCCACCUACAUUACCGGUGCUCACACGGACGGAGCGGCGCUCUAGCAUUACCACAGGUGUAGUUGAACAUGUGGAGGUUCCUGUAGGUGUUCCUGAUGUGACAGUGGGUGUGGCUGAUCUCCAUGUGGGUGUGGCUAAUAUUCCAGUUGGUGUACCUGACAGUCACUCACAACAUUUGCUUAAUCCUGCUCUUGGAAUACCACAUGUACAGUUCUAUAAUGAAAACAGUCAGCCUGAAGAUGGUUAUCAGUCGGAGUCAGAUAACGAGGAGCCCUCACCUGAAGCUUUAGCUCGUUACCUGGCCAUGAGGCGACACACGGUUGGGGUGGGUGACUCGCGGCACGAAGUUCCAGAGGAUGCUCGUGUCAAGCUUGCCCAACAUCAGCCAAUCAUAGCCCUCCCUCAGCCUAACCUCUUCAUGCCUCUGGGGUAUGUGCCCAACACAAACCUGCCUCAGAAUGUGCCCCUAGACCAGGGCGAUACCCCACCUAGUUUAUAUAUCAACGACCCUAACUACUUACUACGGCCUCCGGUACCCAGCGGGGCUCAGGCACACCUGGGAAGGAGAGCAUCAGAUGGGGGAGCCAACAUUCAACUUUUUACUCAACAUUUCCAGCGCCAUGUGUACAGCAUGGGAAAUCAGCUAGUAAGCCAGGAGGAUAUCUCAGGGGGCCCUUUGUCUCCAUCAGGAUUACCUCUUCCUUCCCAACCAUUACAGAGAUCAAUCACAGUGGAGGAGGCUGAGGAUGGAUCAGACCAGGAACCAGACUCCGAGGCUGUGGCCAGGUACUUAUUAAACAGAGGUCAUGGGAAACGUCAUACAUUAGCAUUAGCCAAUCCAAUGAAUGAAAUACCAGAAGAGUUACAAAGAAAGUUGUCACUGCAGCCAAUCAGAUCACGGCGUUCUUUGAUAACUGGGUCAGCAGAUAGAGCUCGGGAUAGUUUUAAAGACUCUCAUUCGUUGCAUUUACCAAGUGAGCGGUAUUCUCCUGUGAGAAGAGCCAGUGAUGGGCUUACCAGCAUCCACAAAUACCAGGCACAUUUAGAGAAGCUUUACAAUCAGACAGUCAGCUUACAGCAGUCGCCCACACGACAGAACAGCCUUAAACAGCUACAACAAGAGUGCCAGGAACUUCAGAAAAAAGUGUGUGGGCGAGAUGCAGAUAAACAGGCAGAGCUUCAACAACAACAUGUGUAUCAUAGAUUCCAACAGUCAUAUCAACCCCUGUCACGGUCUCCGAUUCCCUCCCCACCCCUGCCCUCCUCCCCAGGCUACUCGCCUCAGCCAACGUCUGCCCCACCCCCAGUUAACAGUGAUACACAUUCGGGCAGCCUUCAUCACCACCUGCAGAGGCUACAUCUACAGCAGCUACAGACCUCUACACCUCCCACGUACACCAGCUCCCCCACCCCUGCCUUCAACACACUGCUGAGCCACCCACGGGCAGACUCGCCCACCCAGAGCUUCUCCCAGAUGCUACAGAACCUUUCACAGCAGCACCAGCGCAGCAGCUCCCCGCCCAACUUCCAGAACCUGCACAUGAUUCGUGAGGAUGCUGCGGACAUGUUGGACAGUAGUAUGGAGGAACAGGACGAUGACGGGCCUGUGAGGAAAACGACGACAACGCUGUCCCAGGAUGAGCAGGAACAGAGACAGCGGCAGUUUGCGCGAAACCCGCAGAUCAGUAUCACCGACACACAGGGUCACGUGACAGAUGUGUCAACAUCAGACACGGAGACUGAGCCUGAGAUGUCGGUGGUGCCGCAGUCUGACCCGCCCAAGUCCUCCACCCCCAAUCCGACCACUUCCACUUCGGCAGGGACCCACGUUACAUUCCAGCAUUCCAGUGAUUCUCAGUUUGCCCCCGCAGUGCCUCAGCAGAUCACUCAGCACUACCCACACUUGUACACAUUUCCACAUUAUAUUGGCACAAAUCUUACAAACAUUGGACCCAUUCCACGGAGAAACAACGACGACCCCAUCGUUGAGGGGCCUUUUUAUGGACCGUACCUAAGCAAAGCAGGCCUCUCCCCCCUGGGGAUGUUUGGGAUUCAGCUAAACACGACCGUGUCUAACCGGUUACAUCGUGUUAAUCAGGUCAGCCAGCCCAGACAGCAAAUAUUAAACAAUUCUAAUGAAGCCCUCCAACAAACUCACUCCGUGCGGGCUGUCUCUGCAAGUGACUUCCACAGAAAGCUUCAGAGCGGGAGUUAUGGCCCCACUCAAAAUACUCAGUCUGGUGGCACGACAGAGUUAGAGCUUCAGGAAGCCUUAAAUAAGAUUAAUAAUUAUAUGUGGCCUGGGGCAUAUAGCAUGUCCCCCCAUUCAGUCACACCUUCGUCAUCUCUAGACAUCCAGCCAUUGGCUGACUCUAACAAGAUCCCAUCCUUCAUCAACUUGACCUCCACGCGUAAUGUCCCCGAACUUCUCUCUGAAGUAAAGCGAGCCCUGGAUGGUAAGGGCUCUGAGCUUGUCUACCAGCAUUCCCAGAACUUGUUCCGCCUUGAGAACUCGGCUGUUCAGAUGGAAAUGGAGGUGCGGGAAGGCGGCCCUGUGAACGGGCUUCAGGUCAGGAGAAUAUCGGGGGACUCCCUCCAGUAUGGCAAACUCUGCUCCGAGCUCCUAGCUGGUAUCCAGUUGUGAUGUAAACUGUGUAUAUGAGUACUUUUGCCCCUCACUGUGUGAUUGGUGUACGUGGAAGUCAGUAGGGGGUCAGGAUCGUGUGUUGCCACAUGACAUGUGACGGAUACAACGCUACAUAAUGCCUCUAGGACCGUGAGAUGGAGGCCACCUGAGGCUGCCAUUGAUUAGGUCGUCAAGCUGGGGGUACACUGCAUAUGGUGAUCACGUAUACAUAAUGUACAUGUGGCGUUGGGUAUACCCCUCCAUGGGGCCACUUUGUACCUUGGGCUUUAAUUCAGUAGGCUCUACAUACACUGACUGUGGCAACCACAUAAACGGCUGGCCUGGGAAAGAUAUGUGCCAUUAUUCAUAUGUCUGUGUUCAGAUUUUGUAUAUAAGUGUACAUAAAAGUAUAUCAAUUUCUAAGGAAGUGUACAGCGUAUAUUUUCAAAAGAGGGGACUCACAGCACACUUUAUCAGUGGUGGUAAAUCAUAAGGGUAUGUGAGUAAUUGAGUAGAGAUUCUAUGUGUUAAUGUAUUGCUUUUUAUUUUUUAAUCAUAUUGUUCCGACCCUCAUGCCUAAUUACCACAGAAGUUUUUUUAAUCACAGCUUUUAAUAUCUUACCUCCAUACAUUUGAAUGUAUGGCUCUCUUAGAAUCCUUUUAAGGUCGUAAGAUGUACGUGUAAUUUUGGUUAUACUUCUAGUUGUCCAUCGCCCCAUCCUGAGAGUGCAGUGCUGCUCUGAACCAGGAUGCUUUGUCAGGUGCUUGGCAGUGGUGCCCUCUAUCUCUGAGAUUCAAAGGGAAAUAACACACCACUCACUUAACAAACUACAUUUCCCUAAAACUUGCUCACAGGCAGUGAUUGAGGACUGUCAAGUGCAACAGGAUCUUCUGAAAGCUGGAAUAUAUUUAUAAAACAAUCAAUAAUGUGUGUAAUAUACAUGUAUGCUUGUUUUGUUGAUGAUUGCCGACAGUGAGAUAAACAGCAGUAUCAUUUGUUUAGAGGCUUUGUACCUUGAUGUUUAUUGACCAAAGAAAAUAAUUGUUUGUUUUGUGGUUAUAGCUUUAACUGGUAACCCACUGUUUUUGAAAUGUCUGGAAGUUUUUUUUAUUUUUUAUUUAUUUUUUUUUUUUUGAGAAAACUUGCACUCUAGUACUUGCUUCAUAUUUAAGACUUCUCAGAUGUUGUGGUAAGAAAUACUCCUGUGUGCAGCUUGCUGACAGUGUUUCUGUCGCCAUCAGCUUAUAAAUGUUACCCUCUCCUAUCCCUCAGUACUUCACCUCACUCAUU